AUGUCCAUCCUCAGUUCCACCGCGACCAUCUCCAAACCGCUGGAGAGCCUCGUCGCUGAUGAAGCUGUCGUAAACGCCGUAACCCUCGUCGGCUUCACAGCCCUCUUAUAUGACCAUGCUAUCACAUUUGGUGACGAGGUGAAUUACAUCUGGAAUGGGCGCAUGGGACUGGUAUCAAUCAUCUUCCUCUUCAACCGAUAUCUAGUACCACUCGUCCUCGUUGUAGAUGUAUAUGAAACGAUUGGCCUGGCGACAAAUACAGCUUUGUUCUGCAAAGUCUGGACGGCCGUACAGAGCUAUCUCACAAUAGCGUCCUUCAUGUCCAUCCAUGCGAUUGUUGCAUGGCGACUUUAUGCCCUUCAUGGGGGACAACCGUGGAUAGGCAGACUGCUGUGGACUGCCGGGAUAAUCUACUUCGUCACUUCUACAUUUAUCGUCACCUGGUCCCUCAUACCGGUUAUCAAACAUUUACAUCCGGUACAUCAUCAAUGUGUCAGCUCUAUACCCACUUAUCUGUGGACAACUUGGUUGCCAAGUGUCGUCUUCGAGUCACUCAUUUUUGGCCUUACACUUUUCGCCUUGAUUCGUCAUGAACUCCGACAUUCGUUCAGCUCGUUGUCCUUAUUGCUCUAUCGUGAUGGAAUGUUGUACUUUGUUGCUGUGACUUUGUGUUCUCUCUUUUCACUCCUUGUCUGGGCCUUGGCAGGCCCUGCGUACCUCGGUUUAGCCCGAUAUUUUGCAUUGGCCAUGGUCAACGUCGCGGGUUCAAGACUAGUGUUGAACUUGAAAGGAUACACCGCUUCACGGAACGCGGUUGACUACCCUACGGGUUCGCGUUCGCUGCCUUACUCCGCCGUAGGCUUCGGCGCGGGCGUAAACUUCGGGCGAGGCGAGACUGGCCCAUCCGACGACGCGCGUCCUGACGACGAGGAGUCAGGGAGCAUUCCGCUUGACCUGGAAAUGUACUCGAUUGAGCGGGACUGCCAGCAGUUGGGCACGAAGCUGAUGCGCCACGAUUGA
This is a messenger RNA of Sparassis crispa, 1020 nucleotides long. RefSeq lists its product as hypothetical. The coding region runs from base 1 to 1020 and encodes 339 amino acids. The transcript is spliced from 17 exons. The record is from RefSeq and is a predicted model, not a curated record. Lineage: Eukaryota; Fungi; Basidiomycota; Agaricomycetes; Polyporales; Sparassidaceae.